AUGAAUAAUGUCAUUUGGAACGAUGGGCAGAUGGAUGUUACGAAACUAGGAUUACAAGCGUACUACAAUUGGACGAAUUGGUUCUUGACUCGUGAAACUACAGAGAUUGAUAAUCUCCAACCCAAUUUGACAGAGGUUACUAACCGUGUCCCUGAGCUUGCUGAGAAUGCAACUGAUUCCCAGAGAGUUGCGAGCAAGGAGGCGGAGAAGAAAGAUUGCAAGGCUGCGUAUUGUAUUCAAUCAGCGAUAGACUCAGAGAAUUUCGACAAGAUCUCUUAUGCUGAAUCGGUGAAGGAGACUUUGAGAUGGCAAUAUGAAUUUCUGCAUAUGGGAGAAGAUGAAAAGAUUGCAGGCUAUGUGUCGAAUAUGCAGAAUCUCAUCCAUCUCAUGAAGGGUUGCGGUGAAACUAUAACUGAUAAGAUGAUAGUUGAGAAGGCUCAAACAUGGAAGAAGCAUGAUAGUUCCAAAAAGUUCAAAGGCAAAGGAUACAAGACUCAGAGUAAGAAGUCUUGGUCGAACCCUCACAAGAACAAGGUCGAUGAUAGGACUUUUAAAUCCUUAAAUAAAGGAGAAGAAAACUCAUAUCAGAAAGACAAAGAAGAGAAAAAAUUUGUGGAGUUCUAUAAUUGUGAAAAGUGGGUUCACUUGGCCAAGAAUUGUUGGAACAAAAAAUACAAGGGAGCGACAAAAAGCAAGGAUGAAGGAGCAAAUCUUGCACGCCAAGAUUCAAAUGAUUUUGAAGAUAUGGUGGUUAUGGAUGUAGUUGCAGAUGACCAUGUCGACUCCAGAACCUGGUUCCUCGACUCUGGCUUCUUGAAUCACAUGACUAGUCGAAAGGUGUGGUUGGUAGAUUUCGACGAGUCGAAGAAGAGCAAGGUCAAACUUUCUAAUAAUAGCUCGUUACAAGCAGAAGGUACUGGCGACAUUGAUAUUUAA
Molecule: messenger RNA, 936 nt
Organism: Vicia villosa (hairy vetch)
Lineage: Eukaryota; Viridiplantae; Streptophyta; Magnoliopsida; Fabales; Fabaceae
Exons: 4
Coding region: 1-936 (311 amino acids)
Source: RefSeq, a predicted model, not a curated record